This is a messenger RNA of Epinephelus moara (kelp grouper), 2862 nucleotides long. It is a transcript of the gene ttc29, whose product is annotated as tetratricopeptide repeat domain 29. The record is from RefSeq and is a predicted model, not a curated record. The coding region runs from base 162 to 1550 and encodes 462 amino acids. The transcript has 12 exons. Lineage: Eukaryota; Metazoa; Chordata; Actinopteri; Perciformes; Serranidae. Gene Ontology annotation, molecular function: protein binding.
UUUCUGAAUGGAACCAGGCAGCAGGGAGGAGUCAGCGGGGUUGUGAGUGUUGGAACGCGGCUUGUCCCUGUUGCCAUGGUGAUGAGGUUACUCUGGCAGCAGCGGUGAAGUCUCUGAGAGCGAAUCUGUGUCUGUGUCUGUAAUUUGACUGACAGGUGAAGAUGAACGCAGCGGUGACACAGCGGCACGCCAGAGCUUUUCUACCGGAUAUUACCACUAACAGCAACAAAGAGAGGAACAGCACUCAGCACAGCAGGGUGCAGCAGGAGAGGGACUCGCUGUCACAGAAAUCAGCUCAGAUUCCCUCCAAGGCUGAAAUAUCACUGUUCAAAAACAGUCCAAAGCAGAACAUCUGUGUGGAGCUGCUUCAGCAAGGCUAUCACAGGACAGACACAGGAAGUGUCCACGCUCAGCAGUUAUCGUCCUGUGAACCCACGGUCUUUCACUCCCUCAGGACGUUCUCGGAGCUCUUCUCUCUGCUGCGCUCUGAUCAGGAUCGCAGGGCGGCGGCUGAACCAGGGUCAGAUCUCGGGCUUCAGACUCCGCUGGAGGACCAGCGGGACAAACUGGAGACCAUGAGACUGCACCUGAGCCAGGCGGAGCAAGCUGAAAACACCAGUUCCUGGACGGUGGUGUGUGAGCAGCGUCUGUUUCUAGGUCGGUACUUCUCUGCUCCAGAGGAUCUCUGGCUCAGUUUGCACUUCUACCACAGCUGCACAGACCUAGAGCGAGGAGGCCACUCCAGACCGGCCACAGAGGCACAGGCGUGCAUGGCGGAGCUCUACCUGCAACUAGAUGAGCUGGAGCAGGCGAAGCAGCAGGCGGAGCUGUGUAUGCAGCAGGCAGACGGCGCCGGCUGGCUGGACUCAGCCGGUCUCCCCCUGAGGCUCUGGGCCCGCAAGAUUCUGUGGAGGAUCUACAGCCGACUGGCUGACGCUCCGCUGGAGGCCGCAGACCACAGGGAGGCACUGAGGCUGCUCCACAAGGGCUACAGCAUGGCUAAAGAGUCUGACGACAAACAGAUUGAAGGGGAGGCGUCUUAUCGACUCGGACUGACCUAUCAGAGCGCAGGAGACCAUACCACAGCCAAACAGUUCUUCAACACUUGCAUGCAGAUUUGCGGCACACUGCAGGAUGCAAACGGGCUGGGAAAGGCCUACAAGGCUAUGGCCAAGUCUAUACAGAGCGAGGGUAACAUACAUGACACACUCCAGUGUCUGGAGAAGUUUGCUGACAUCUCCCGUAGUGAAGGGCUGCAACACAACCUGGUGAACGCCUACCUGUGUCUGGGCAGUAUCUACUGUACAAUGCGUCAGUAUGACAGAGCUCGUGAGUACUUCCUGCAGGGUUAUGACGUGGCCUGUAACCUGGGAGAUGUGUCUCUGCUGCAGAAAGCACAGGUGUUGGUGGGCAGUGCUCGCGCCCGCUGCCUUAUCGGGAAAUACAGCGCUGACGUGCAGUCGACCUCGACUGACGCCCUGCAACGACUGCUGGCGUGGAAGGAGCCGGGGGACUCAGUACUGCUACAGCCUGGUGUUAACGCUUCAUGAAGAACCAGGUGAAUACUGCUGUUGGGACUGCUGGGAGACACACCUCCAAAUCACAGCACGUUACAGGAAAUAAACACUGUAAAUUUAUAACAUGACAUCAUCUUAUCCCCGUGCCAGUCAAAUUAUUGACAUGAUAAAAACAUGACAGGUGUGUGAAGUUACCUCCGUUUUAAGAGGAGCUUUUAUGCUACAGUCACUCACAUUAAAGGAUAACCUCUGCAUAACUAACUAAAUAACUUUGCGUCUGUUGAUGUGUCCAGUGUGUGCCAGGGGCAACACUUAACGACGUUCUCCCGGACUUGUGAACGCAGCACAGUCACCACAGCUGAAAGCAACAAACAUUAUGCAACAGUGCAAAUAACAGAUUUCCUGAUCAGCUGGCGUCUGGUUUCAGAUCGCAGCUGCGGCUUGUAAGAUAAUGAGUUAAUAAACAGGCGGAGACGCAUCAUCAGAGCUCGCUGAGUCAGCCCUGUCUGUCCGCCAGCUCUUCAUAUGUUUGUGUCUGUUGAGCCGAGCAGAGGAAACGACGAAGAGGAGGAGCAUGAAGGUCUGAAUGUCCUCGUCAUGUUUUUAUAUAUUGCUUAUUCUCCGUGAUUAUUUGCUGUUGUGCAGAAUAAAAAUGUUUUGGAGUGAAAUACAAUCUGUGAUCUCAUUGGCUGCAUUUUAAAAAUGAUGAUGUAACUUCUUAAAAUACUUGAAAAAAAAUGUGUUUCCUACUUAGAUCAUAAAAAAUAGAAGCUUUUAUUUAUUUUACUGUACCGUCAAACAGUCGAUUAUUAAUGUGAUAAAUUAUGUCAGAAUAAUUAGAAUAAUAAGCCAAAAUUAUUUGCAAGUUAUUUUCCUUUUUUUUUUAAUAAUGAAGAACGUUAUUUAGAUUGUUUGUGUAUUUAGAAACUUUUGCAUGCUUAAUUAUUUUUCAUAACUGACUUACUUUUACAUUUUCAGUUUAAAUCACUGUGAUCAUUAAGUGAUUGUUUAUUAUUCCUUUAUACUCCAUAUUCAUUCAUUUAUUUAUUAACGUGUCCUUUCGUCUUUUUCGAAGUACAAACAACCCUAUUUCGUUCUUUUUAACAAUCUGUAUGAAAAUCUGUCCAUCUUAUUAAUUUAUCAUAUCAUAGGUUAAAAAUGUUUAUGAACUCGUUCUUUUUUUAAACAACCAAAUAUAAUCUAAGUUUUUUUAAAAACAAUUUCUUUGAUCAUCUGUAUGAUGUAGACUUUAUGAUAUAAACCUUGAUUUUUACUGUUGUAAAACUUUAUUUUGUUAAAAUUGUCUUUGAUUUGUCUUCAUGUCAAAAGGUUUAAAUUUAACAUU